CCUGUCAACAAGCUGGUUGCUGUGAUUAUAACCGAUUGCUUUCUUUUCCCCCUCUUUCUUCUUCUUUCUGCUUUUACUUUUCCCUUUUCCCCUUUACACACACACACACUCAUGCCUCGGAUGCUCCGAAAAAAGAUCGUCAUAGUAGGAGACGGGUCCACCGGGAAAACGAGUCUUUUAAUCGUAUAUCAGAAGGGCAAGUUCCCUGAGCACUAUCUGCCCACUGUUUUCGAAAACUAUAUCACUCGACUCGACCUCCAGAACGGCAAAUCGGUGGAACUGGCGCUGUGGGAUACGGCGGGCCAAGAGGAUUACGAUCGAUUGCGACCGUUGUCCUAUUUUGAAACGAAUGUUGUACUUGUAUGCUUUGCGGUCGAUAACCCCAUCUCAUUCCAAAAUGUGCGGGAUAAGUGGCUUCCGGAAGUGAAGCAUUAUUGUGGACGAGACGUAGCACUCGUCCUGACGGCGCUGAAGAUCGAUCUGAGGAAGGAAGGCUGCAUAACUUAUGAUCAGGGAGCCGCGUUGGCAAAGGAAAUCAAGGCAAAGUACUGCGAGUGCAGCGCCAAACAGAAUGUGUACGUUGAUAACGUCAUCCGAACAGCAGCACAAGUAGCGACUCGGCCCAAAGCUUCCUUGAUAAGAAAAAGGUGGUGCCAUAUUCUCUAGUAUCAGCAUCAGCAUAUAUACACGCAUUAUUUCUACACAAUCUACUACUACUCAUUCUUAUACGCUCACGAUAUCUCCUUUCUAUGCCACCGACCAGCCAUCCAUCCAUCUAUCAUCAUCUGUUCUCUAUUAUCUGUACAAAGACAAUCAAUCCACAUUUCUGCCAUCUAUUGUCCGUUAUUCUACCCUUCCAAUACCAUUACACUCCACCACAUGCCUGCAUACUUAGCCCUCCAACAUACGAAUCAAAGCUUUAUUUUUUAAUAUC
This is a messenger RNA of Zychaea mexicana, 934 nucleotides long. Its product is annotated as small GTPase superfamily. The record is from RefSeq and is a predicted model, not a curated record. NCBI's taxonomy places the organism in Eukaryota, Fungi, Mucoromycota, Mucoromycetes, Mucorales, Lichtheimiaceae. Gene Ontology annotation, biological process: small GTPase-mediated signal transduction. The coding region runs from base 112 to 666 and encodes 184 amino acids. Gene Ontology annotation, molecular function: GTPase activity; GTP binding. The transcript is spliced from 4 exons.